Messenger RNA from Galeopterus variegatus (Sunda flying lemur), 6060 nucleotides. It is a transcript of the gene CLTC, whose product is annotated as clathrin, heavy chain (Hc). The record is from RefSeq and is a predicted model, not a curated record. NCBI's taxonomy places the organism in Eukaryota, Metazoa, Chordata, Mammalia, Dermoptera, Cynocephalidae. The transcript has 30 exons. The annotation marks the transcript as partial. Gene Ontology annotation, biological process: intracellular protein transport; clathrin coat assembly; mitotic cell cycle. Gene Ontology annotation, molecular function: structural molecule activity; clathrin light chain binding. Gene Ontology annotation, cellular component: clathrin complex; clathrin coat of coated pit; spindle.
GUACUGUCAUUCCAGAUGUUUCAGAUGAGGAAACAUACAGAGAUAAAACCGAUUUGUCCGUGGUCACUUUAGUAGCAAAAGCGACUAUAACUCUCACAAUUUUCAAGUCUGCUUGUGGUUUAUAUACUGUGUGGGAUGGGAAUAACAUUCCUUGUUUGAUGGAAGAAGUUUUUGACCAUGUGGUAAGAAGGGUUGUGGUACAAAGCUCUGGGAAAACUCUUCAGAUAUUUAACAUUGAAAUGAAAAGCAAAAUGAAGGCCCAUACCAUGACUGAUGAUGUUACCUUUUGGAAAUGGAUCUCUUUGAAUACGGUUGCUCUUGUUACGGAUAAUGCAGUUUAUCAUUGGAGUAUGGAAGGAGAGUCUCAGCCAGUGAAAAUGUUUGAUCGCCAUUCUAGCCUCGCAGGAUGCCAGAUUAUCAAUUAUCGUACAGAUGCAAAACAAAAGUGGUUACUUUUGACUGGCAUAUCUGCACAGCAAAAUCGUGUGGUGGGAGCUAUGCAGCUAUAUUCUGUAGAUAGGAAAGUGUCUCAGCCCAUCGAAGGACAUGCAGCUAGUUUUGCCCAGUUUAAGAUGGAAGGAAAUGCGGAAGAAUCAACGUUAUUUUGUUUUGCAGUACGGGGUCAAGCUGGAGGAAAGUUACAUAUCAUUGAAGUUGGCACACCACCUACUGGGAACCAGCCCUUUCCAAAGAAGGCAGUGGAUGUUUUCUUUCCUCCAGAAGCACAAAAUGACUUUCCUGUUGCAAUGCAGAUCAGUGAAAAGCAUGAUGUGGUUUUCUUGAUUACUAAGUAUGGUUAUAUCCACCUCUAUGAUCUUGAGACUGGGACCUGCAUCUACAUGAAUAGAAUCAGUGGAGAAACAAUCUUUGUUACUGCACCUCAUGAAGCCACAGCUGGAAUAAUUGGAGUAAACAGAAAGGGACAAGUUCUAUCAGUGUGUGUGGAAGAAGAAAACAUAAUUCCUUAUAUCACCAAUGUCCUACAAAAUCCCGAUUUGGCUCUGAGAAUGGCUGUACGUAACAACUUAGCCGGUGCUGAAGAACUCUUUGCCCGGAAAUUUAAUGCUCUUUUUGCCCAGGGAAAUUACUCAGAGGCAGCAAAGGUGGCUGCUAAUGCACCAAAGGGAAUCCUUCGUACUCCAGACACCAUCCGUCGGUUUCAGAGCGUACCAGCCCAGCCAGGUCAAACUUCUCCUCUACUUCAAUACUUUGGAAUCCUUUUGGACCAGGGCCAGCUGAACAAAUAUGAAUCUUUAGAGCUGUGUAGGCCUGUACUUCAGCAAGGGCGGAAACAGCUUUUGGAGAAGUGGUUAAAAGAAGAUAAGCUGGAAUGUUCUGAAGAACUGGGUGAUCUUGUGAAAUCUGUGGACCCUACACUGGCACUUAGUGUGUACCUACGGGCUAAUGUCCCAAAUAAAGUCAUUCAGUGCUUUGCAGAAACAGGUCAAGUCCAGAAGAUUGUUUUAUAUGCUAAAAAAGUUGGAUAUACUCCAGACUGGAUCUUUUUGCUGAGAAAUGUAAUGCGUAUCAGUCCAGAUCAAGGACAGCAGUUUGCACAAAUGUUAGUUCAGGAUGAAGAGCCUCUUGCUGAUAUCACACAGAUUGUGGACGUCUUUAUGGAAUACAACCUAAUUCAGCAAUGUACUGCAUUCUUGCUUGAUGCUCUGAAGAAUAAUCGCCCAUCUGAAGGUCCUCUACAGACGCGGUUGCUUGAGAUGAACCUUAUGCAUGCACCUCAAGUUGCAGAUGCUAUUCUAGGGAAUCAGAUGUUCACGCAUUAUGACCGGGCUCAUAUCGCUCAGCUAUGUGAAAAGGCUGGCCUCCUGCAGCGUGCAUUAGAACACUUCACUGAUUUAUAUGAUAUAAAGCGUGCAGUUGUUCACACCCAUCUUCUUAACCCUGAGUGGUUAGUGAAUUACUUUGGGUCCUUAUCAGUAGAGGACUCCCUAGAAUGUCUGAGAGCCAUGCUGUCUGCCAAUAUUCGUCAGAAUCUGCAGAUCUGUGUUCAAGUGGCUUCUAAGUAUCAUGAACAACUGUCAACUCAGUCUCUGAUUGAACUUUUUGAAUCUUUCAAGAGUUUUGAAGGUCUCUUUUAUUUUCUGGGAUCCAUUGUUAACUUUAGUCAGGAUCCAGAUGUGCACUUUAAAUAUAUUCAGGCAGCUUGCAAGACUGGGCAGAUCAAAGAAGUAGAGAGAAUCUGCAGAGAAAGCAACUGCUAUGAUCCUGAGCGAGUCAAGAAUUUUCUCAAGGAAGCAAAAUUAACAGAUCAGUUACCCCUUAUCAUUGUAUGUGAUCGAUUUGACUUCGUCCAUGAUUUGGUGCUCUAUUUAUAUAGAAAUAAUCUUCAAAAGUAUAUAGAGAUAUAUGUGCAAAAGGUGAAUCCUAGUCGACUUCCUGUGGUUAUUGGAGGAUUACUUGAUGUUGACUGCUCGGAAGAUGUCAUUAAAAACUUGAUUCUUGUUGUAAGAGGUCAAUUCUCUACUGAUGAGCUUGUUGCUGAGGUUGAAAAAAGAAACAGAUUGAAACUGCUUCUGCCUUGGCUGGAGGCCAGAAUUCAUGAGGGCUGUGAAGAGCCCGCUACUCACAAUGCAUUAGCCAAAAUCUACAUAGACAGUAAUAACAACCCAGAGAGAUUUCUUCGUGAAAAUCCCUAUUAUGACAGUCGUGUUGUUGGAAAGUAUUGUGAGAAGAGAGAUCCACAUCUGGCCUGUGUUGCUUAUGAACGUGGCCAGUGUGAUCUGGAACUUAUUAAUGUUUGUAACGAGAAUUCCCUCUUCAAAAGUCUUUCCCGCUACCUGGUACGCCGAAAGGAUCCAGAAUUGUGGGGUAGCGUGCUACUGGAAAGCAAUCCUUACAGGAGACCCCUAAUUGACCAGGUUGUACAGACAGCCUUGUCUGAGACUCAGGACCCUGAAGAAGUGUCAGUAACUGUCAAGGCUUUUAUGACUGCAGAUCUUCCUAAUGAACUCAUUGAACUGUUGGAGAAAAUUGUCCUUGACAACUCUGUAUUCAGUGAACACAGGAAUCUGCAAAACCUCCUCAUCCUCACUGCAAUUAAGGCUGAUCGUACACGUGUUAUGGAGUAUAUUAACCGCCUGGAUAAUUAUGAUGCCCCAGAUAUUGCCAAUAUCGCCAUCAGCAAUGAGCUGUUUGAAGAAGCAUUUGCCAUUUUCCGGAAAUUUGAUGUCAAUACUUCAGCAGUACAGGUCUUGAUUGAACAUAUUGGAAACUUGGAUCGGGCAUAUGAGUUUGCUGAACGCUGUAAUGAACCUGCAGUCUGGAGUCAACUUGCAAAAGCUCAGUUGCAGAAAGGAAUGGUGAAAGAAGCCAUUGAUUCUUAUAUCAAAGCAGAUGAUCCAUCAUCCUACAUGGAAGUUGUUCAGGCUGCCAAUACUAGUGGAAAUUGGGAAGAACUGGUGAAGUACUUGCAGAUGGCCCGUAAGAAGGCUCGAGAGUCUUACGUGGAGACAGAAUUGAUAUUUGCACUGGCUAAAACAAACCGCCUUGCAGAGUUAGAAGAGUUCAUCAAUGGGCCAAAUAAUGCUCAUAUCCAACAAGUUGGUGACCGUUGUUAUGAUGAAAAAAUGUAUGAUGCUGCCAAGUUGUUGUACAAUAAUGUUUCCAAUUUUGGGCGCCUGGCAUCUACCCUGGUUCACCUGGGUGAAUAUCAGGCUGCUGUUGAUGGAGCCAGGAAAGCUAACAGUACUCGAACAUGGAAAGAGGUCUGCUUCGCCUGUGUAGAUGGCAAAGAGUUCCGUCUUGCUCAGAUGUGCGGGCUUCAUAUUGUAGUACAUGCAGAUGAAUUAGAGGAACUUAUCAACUACUACCAGGAUCGUGGAUAUUUUGAAGAACUGAUAACCAUGCUGGAAGCAGCAUUGGGACUUGAGCGAGCUCACAUGGGAAUGUUUACCGAAUUGGCUAUUCUGUAUUCUAAAUUUAAGCCACAGAAAAUGAGGGAGCACCUUGAGCUUUUCUGGUCCAGAGUGAAUAUUCCUAAGGUGCUAAGAGCUGCAGAACAAGCUCAUCUUUGGGCAGAACUGGUGUUUUUGUAUGACAAGUAUGAAGAAUAUGAUAAUGCCAUAAUUACCAUGAUGAGUCAUCCAACUGAUGCAUGGAAAGAAGGGCAAUUCAAAGAUAUCAUUACCAAGGUUGCCAAUGUGGAACUAUACUACAGAGCAAUACAGUUCUACUUAGAAUUCAAGCCUCUGUUGUUAAAUGAUUUGCUGAUGGUGCUGUCUCCACGGUUGGAUCACACUCGUGCAGUCAAUUAUUUCAGCAAGGUAAUAAAACACGAACUCAUUGAGUUCAGAAGAAUUGCUGCUUACCUCUUCAAAGGCAACAAUCGCUGGAAACAGAGUGUAGAGCUGUGCAAGAAAGACAGCCUUUACAAGGAUGCAAUGCAGUAUGCCUCUGAAUCUAAAGAUACCGAGUUGGCUGAAGAACUCCUACAGUGGUUUUUGCAGGAAGAAAAAAGAGAGUGCUUCGGAGCUUGUCUUUUUACCUGUUAUGAUCUUUUAAGGCCAGAUGUUGUCCUGGAAACUGCAUGGAGGCACAAUAUCAUGGAUUUUGCCAUGCCCUAUUUCAUCCAGGUCAUGAAAGAAUACUUGACAAAGGUGGAUAAAUUAGAUGCUUCAGAAUCGCUGAGAAAAGAAGAAGAACAAGCUACAGAGACACAACCCAUUGUAUAUGGUCAGCCCCAGUUGAUGCUGACAGCAGGACCCAGUGUUGCAGUCCCUCCCCAGGCACCGUUUGGUUAUGGUUAUACCGCACCACCCUAUGGGCAGCCACAGCCUGGCUUUGGGUACAGCAUGUGAGAUGGAAAGUUGAUCCUGUAGUCACCUAUUUUCGUACUGAAACAUUGUCUCUACCCACUUCUCAGUUUGUAACCGGGAGAAACAAGCAACGUGUUCUUGUUACCUUUAUUUCAUGAAGGACUACUUUUUGUUUCUAACUAUAAACUUGGAUCACCUAUGUUAAAACUUUGUUUCACAUUCCACAUCAUUUUAGAAUUUAUUUUCGAAGGGGAGUAGUUUCAAUGUUUUAUUCACUUGAGCUUUUUUUCUUCUCCCUCAUUCUUUGAAGAACAGCUUAAUAUUCAGUCUGUUGAGAAAAACCUGAUUUGCACUCUGUAGUGUUUAAUGAAACAAAGAAACUCUAACAUUGAAUCUCUUAAAUUUAGUGUAUGUAAACAGCUUACAAUAUGUAUUGUCUAAAUGCAUUUAAAUCUCUUUUAUUCAAAGAAAAGCUAAAGCAAAAAUACUGAUCUAAGUGACCACGUAGGACUGUCAAUGCCAACAAAGACAACACUAAUCAGCAUAUCCUACAUUGGAUUGCAGAGCUCUCCAAAUUAUUUGAAAACUUGCCUGAUUUUUAAAUGAGCAUAAAAGGCCCUCUAACCUAUGCAGGUUUCCCCAUUAUGCAUAUAGAAAAUGCUAGUGUGUUUUGCUCACUUCAUAUGUAACAGGUUCCCUUAUGUUGUGCUGUAUCCUGUGCUUUUUCUGUGGGACCAUUCCAUCCAGGAACAAAGCACCAUGAUUCCAAUCUUGUGUGUAUUUACUAACCCUUCCCUGAGGUUUGUGUAUGUUGGAUAUUGUGGUGUUUUAGAUCACUGAGUGUACAGAAGAGAGAGAAUUCAAACACAAUAUUGCUGUUCAGUUUUGUUUGUGGAAUUUGAGAUUACUCAAGUAUAAAAUAAAUUACUGGACUGUGGAAAUAACAUGUACAAUUGCAGUUUUAAUUAAUUACUUCUCAAACCAAAAGAACAAUAGUUUUGGUAUUUUCAUAUUAGAUACUGAGGCAGUACAGGGAGGCAUGAGAGGAAAAGGAAUAAGGAUUGGGACAUGUGAAGACACUGCAUUAUAUCAUGUGCAUUACUGUAGUUAAUAAGGUAUGCACAGUAGUCUAAAAAACCAGUUACUACUGUAGUGGGCUACAUUUCAUCUAUCUCCAACAUUUUAACCAACUGGUACUUCAGGUUUUUAAGCAUUUCACUUAAAUGAACAAAUCAUGGAUGUUAAGUUAUAUUAACUUGAAAUAAAAUGUACUUAUACGUGUAGUUAA